Molecule: messenger RNA, 2393 nt
Organism: Oncorhynchus keta (chum salmon)
Lineage: Eukaryota; Metazoa; Chordata; Actinopteri; Salmoniformes; Salmonidae
Exons: 3
Coding region: 1-2130 (709 amino acids)
Biological process (GO): protein ubiquitination; Notch signaling pathway
Source: RefSeq, a predicted model, not a curated record
AUGGCGGCCACAUUUGGGAGAACUAUGGGUUCUGAGACACUUAAAGAUGAUGAGACUUGGUCCAGCUUGGGUGACGUAAAGGCUGCUGAGGAUCACCAGACAAAUAGUUUCCUGUCCACAAAACUCAUUGGAACGAACGACCAGAAAUUUGGUCGUGGACCAAUUUCAGGGAUUACGAGUCAGAAGGUUGAAAUGUCAAGUUUUGGUCCAAGGGAUCUCCAUGAAGACACCCUCUUCAAAAGGUAUGAACCAUCGUCCACUGCUUCCUUGUCUAGUAAACCCCCUCUGAACUUGGCACAAAACAAUGAAACCAGACCCACAAAAGCAGCAAACUUUAGUGGAUUCCAGGGCUACUCAAUGGAUGAUAUGGACAUGUCUGUGGACAGGGCGGUUCCAACUGGCGUAGUCCAACAAUCCAAGUCAAUUUCCACUCUGAGACGGUCCAACAGUUUCUCAGGGCAGGUUAGGACUAAACAAGUCAGAAAGGACAGCAGCUCUGCUGUAGACCUGUUUGGAAAGACCAAAGGAGGCAAAACUACCAGUCACCCAGAGACUAGGCAAGUCUUCAGUGUAGAGCUGGUGGUGCCCACAACUCAAUGGUUAUACAUAAAGGAGGUUUUCCACAUACUGCUAGAGGAAGUAACCUCUGACCUGCAGAUGACGGAGAAAAAAACAUUAAAUGAGGUCGUCCUCCAUCUGAGAGGGAAAGAUCCAGCCAACGUCUGGAUGUGUCAGCAGGUGCUGAAAGAGCAGAUUGCCAAGGUCGCCGAGGACUUCUCCACCCAUGAGCUGUUGUUAACACAGCUGGGUGUGUCAGACUCGAAGAAUGAGACAGUGGAGGUGUUAUGCACCACUGUGAGAGAGACAUGGGAGAAAGUGAAAAUCAUUCCAAUGCCAAAUACUAAGAGCAUUUUAAUCUUUGGUCCAAACCUGGAUUGCAUGGAGGCGAUGUCUUUUCUAAAAAAGAUGCUUAACUUUGGGACACAGGGGGAACAGACCAUGGAAGAGAGACCCAUUGAUCUUAAGAAACCAUCUUCUGAUUCUGCAUCCAACGCUGACAUAAACUCCUCAGCAGCACAUCAGAGCUCUGCCAGUAGUGACAAACAAGACCAGGAGACCACCUCUGCAAACAACAUCGCUUCAUCAGGGAGCUUGGAGGGAGUCAGCCAAUCAGAUGUGAAGAAAGUGCCUGUUUUGAAGCUUCGGUUAGGAGCAUCUGGUCUCCUGGAUGAAAAGAGUUUCAGGACAAUCAGUGCUCCCUAUAAAGCAGAGGGGUCACUAAGAGUUACAGAAGGAAAUGAUGGUGCAUCACCAUUACCAGAGCACAGUGCUCAGAGGUUGACAGGGCCAAAGCCUGAGGAAAGCCAGAUACCUAGCAGUAGGGAACUGCAGACCCAAAAGGACCAUAGCGAAGGAAAUGCCGGUUUGUCCUGUAUAUGUGGAACCGCAGGGGCAUCUGUAUCUUGGACGGCUGAUGGAAAAGCCAUGUGCCCGUCAUGCGUGGAAUGUGCAAAGUCUCAUGCAGUGAAUCCACAAAGCGCCACCGCAAAACAUUACGGGGCAAGCCGGUCCAAUGAGAAACAAGAUGUGAAAGACACCGAGGUGAAGGCCAGUCUAUCUUGUGUAGGUGGAACCACUGGGGAAUCUGUGUCUAUGACUGCUUGUGGCGGCGCCUUGUGCCAGAAUCACAUCCAUCCCGACUGUAAAGUACGUCCUAAAUCUCAGGAAGGUGUCGUGGGCAUCCGAGGGACCAUGACCCGCAGUGAGAUGUCCAUCAGUCUGGUUGGGUACAACAAGGAUACAACGCUGAAGAUAACCUACAACAUUCCGGAUGGCAUCCAAGGGAAAGGUCAUCCAAACCCUGGGGGGUCUUUCCAAGGGGGCACGUUCCAUGCCUUCCUGCCUCUGAAUGAAACGACUCUCAAGCUUCUGCCAUGCCUCCAACGUGCCUUUCAUCGAGGCCUCACCUUCAACGUGAGAGUAGGGGACACUAGGGAUUGUGUGACCUGGGGUAGCAUCCCACACAAGACCAGCAUCGAGGGAGGGAUUUCCAGGAAUGGAUACCCAGACUCAAGAUAUCUCAAAUGCUUAGCUGAGGCACUGAGGUCUCAUGGCAUCGAGGAGGGCUGAAAAACUGCAAUGGAUCAAGACAUGAGAAAAAACUCAAACGGAGCGAAGAGCGCUUUAAAAAUGUAAUCAUUAAUUAUUUUUGCUGUACAUUCUCCUAUGUAGACACUAAAGUUAUAUAACAAAAAAAAGUAAGGUUCACAAUAUAUAUUGUUCUAUGAAAAAUAGUCACAAUCAGGAAAUGUUCAUGAUAAUGCCUAUGUAGACACUAAUGUUGAACACAUACUGUAUAUUGGUUGACUCAAAUGAUUAAAAUACAGAUAUCA